AUGGCCCUCGUCAAUUACUCGUCAUCGUCGGACGGCGAGGAUCAAGAUUGCGCCACCACGCACGACGAGCCAGCGAGCAAGCGGCAGAAAAGGACAGGCCCAUCCGAAGCUUCCGCCUGUGACGGGGCCGGCGCGCCGCAACAGCCGUCGAUGCCCCCGCUGCCGUCCGAAUUUCACGACUUGUACGCGGCGACGGUGCGCCAGAGCACCGUCGAUGACCCGGCGCUGCACCAGGGACGGAAGCGACAGGUGCCGCACAUUGUCGGCCAGUGGCCGAGUCAUGUCUACAUUGAAUGGCGUCCCAGCUAUGAACAGCAUGCGGUUCUCACGCGGCUUCUCGCCAAAGUAGAGGACACUCUGGACGGCGAGAUUGAGCUGCAUCAGUUCAUGACGAGCGAUCUCGGCGCACCGCUGCCUCUUCACGUGAGCCUCUCGCGGCCGCUGUCCCUAUCCACGACGGAAAAGGAUGAUUUUCUGCAGCGCGUCUCGGAAUCGCUCGGGUCCGGUGCCGUGCCGCCCUUUAUCAUGCAGCCACGCAGCCUGGCGUGGUUCACCUCACCCGAUUCGAACCGUAGCUUUCUCGUGCUUGGCGUGGCCGCGACAGGAGGCGAUGGCGACGACGAGGGCGAUAAUGCGCCGUUAAUGAAGCUGCUGCGCAAGAGCAACGCGGCCGCGGCGCGAUUCGGCCAGUCGCUACUGUAUCAGCAUGCGCGCGACGACGACGACGACGACGACGACGACGACGAGGCGCGGACGGCGUUUCACGUAUCCAUUGCAUGGACGUUUGCGCGGCCGGGGCAGGACAUUUCCCAGGCCACGCUGGAUCUAUUCCAGCGGCUGCCGCUUGACGAGGUCAUGGCGUGGCGAAUUGCGGUGGACAACGUCAAAGUCAAGAUUGGCAAUGUCGUGACGAGCGUGGCGCUGUCCCGGGGAGGCGCGCCGGGCCGCGACAGGACCCGGUUUCUGUUUGACGAGACCUGA
This is a messenger RNA of Beauveria bassiana ARSEF 2860, 981 nucleotides long. RefSeq lists its product as uncharacterized. NCBI's taxonomy places the organism in Eukaryota, Fungi, Ascomycota, Sordariomycetes, Hypocreales, Cordycipitaceae. The coding region runs from base 1 to 981 and encodes 326 amino acids. The record is from RefSeq and is a predicted model, not a curated record. The transcript has 2 exons. Gene Ontology annotation, molecular function: 3'-5'-RNA exonuclease activity. Gene Ontology annotation, biological process: U6 snRNA 3'-end processing. Gene Ontology annotation, cellular component: nucleus.